ACAUGAAUUAAAAACAUUACGUUUAUAGCUAAUCUUUUUGCUAUAAGGGGAGGCUAAGCAAAAGCUGGAUCGUAAUUUGCCUCCUGCUGUUCGUAGUAUUCGUGCUGCUGCGUUUGCUCAGUGGAUUUCUAUUAUUUGUUAGAAAAAGAAUAAGAAGAAAUAAAAGGGGUACGAAUGAAAGAGGGAACCAAAAGCAAAGGUCUCUACCAUUGUUAAAAGGCUGAAUUAUCUAUUGAAAUCUCAACUUUAACUUUCUGGGUUUCUUUAUUUUGGGUGGUUAAAGAAAGAGGAAGCGAUUCUGAAUUCUGAUGGCUUCGUUUGUGUUUGAUACUUGGUGUUUAAUAUUUUAUUUUAAAGUGCUUUCAACUCUUUGUACCGUAUGCUCUAACCUUCAAUCGUAUAGGUAGUGGCUGUAGUGGUGGUAGCGGGGACAAGGAUGUUUUGGGAGAUGAGCUAGAUAGCUUCUUUUUGUUGUUGUUAUGAGAAUUAAAAGAAAUAGAUCAUUAAGUGUUAAUUUUCCAGUUUAAGUAGAGAAUUAAGGUUAUUAAACUGAUAAAAAAGGAAUUUAGAUUAGGAUAUUGAUUUCAUUGCAAAGAGAUAUGAAUCUCUUUAGAAGCGAAAUUUAUUAAAUUACUCCGAUUUUAUCGCUUAUUUUGAGACCAUAACUGAAUGAAUUAGUACGAGGAGACCCCAUAAGUCCAUGACAAUAUCUAAUGGGCCAGAAAAUCUCGUUCCCCCAAAACGAAGGCAGAGACUGACUCCUAAACAACAAACAAAACCUGUUCAACAGAAUAACGGUAAACCAUAACAGCAACCUACUAAAAAAACAAUGGAGUAAUAAUUACAUGUUUGUAUUGUGUAGCAAUAUAUUUGACCUUAAGAAAAAAGAAAAAGAAAAGGACUAACAUGGAAAAAAUAUUAGUUAUUUAUCAACUAAAAACAGGCUCUCCACCCAUUUUCACCCCCUUGGAAGGAAAGAGUAAACAUUAUUUUCGUUUUACUUAUUUUCUUUUUCCUUCGUUUUUACAGUGGCCAAAAUCAGAAACAGUUACCUGCGAGCUUCGAUCCUGACCAACAAAUAUUAUAUACGUAAAUAGGGUUUCUAAUAUCACAAACCAAUUCUGCCCACGCUAGCUUUCAUAUAUUUCAGUAUUAUACUUUCUUUUCUGAUUUUGGUUGAUUGUAAAUAGAGAGGAGAAACGAACCAUCGUAUCUAAAUGUUAUAAAGUCUUAGAUUCUCAUUUUUUGUGGGUUAUCUGUCGUCAGUCCAGAUUGCCGAUCUGUUAUGAGACGAUGUAUUUGGGGCAUCAGAAAUUUGAUGGUGGAAAAGAAUACCAAGAAAAUUGAGGUAGACAUGGCACAAGAAAGCCGAGAAGAGAGAGAGAGUGAUGACGACUAUGAACUUCCAAUGCAGCCAAACUCAAAAUUUCUUAGUGAGCUAAACCUCAUCGUUAUGGUUCUUUCUUUAUAUUCAUUGUCAUCAGAAGAAGACUGCAUGAGUUGUACAGAGGAGGAGGAGACGAAGAGCACGAAGGAUAAGGAAGCAAAGGCAGAGGCCCUAUCAAGAUCACAUGCCAGAAAUCGGUAUAGGGACAGAGACAUACACGAAUUCAGGCCUCUGGCAAGACGAGCACAAAGAUUUCAGCCCAUGAUAAAAGAUAGCAGGCAUGGCAGGAAAAUGUAAGAAGAAAAAAGAAAAGGCAUCGACUUGCUCAAAGCGAAGGCUUAAACUUAUAAUAAACUCCAUUUUUGAAUA
Molecule: messenger RNA, 1756 nt
Organism: Ricinus communis (castor bean)
Lineage: Eukaryota; Viridiplantae; Streptophyta; Magnoliopsida; Malpighiales; Euphorbiaceae
Exons: 3
Coding region: 1286-1684 (132 amino acids)
Source: RefSeq, a predicted model, not a curated record